UAGGGCAGUUUACGACCCAAUACCAACGCAAAUAAUCCAUGUCUGCCAUCGUGUGGUGAAUUAUUAUGACACAUUUUAUUUGAAAAUACUUUUCACGCUACUUAAACACACUUCACAACAAGAAUUAAGAAAUAGAGGAUAAGAAAAUAAGUUGAAAGCAAAAACAUCCAGAAACGGCGAGGAGGUCUGCAUUUGACGGGGGUGCGGAAUGAUUACGUAUUACAUUUUACAGUGGAAGUCCAUUGAAAUGCAUGGGGGGGGGGUACUUUUUGUAAACUGCAAACAAUCUCCAAAAAACGCUGACUAAACUGUUUGAUAUGCCCCCUAUCUAUUUAUAUCUUUCUAUAUCUAUCUAUCUACGUGCUGGCUCGUUUGUCAAUAAAAAGCGCACGCACUUUGAAACGUCACUUAGUGUACAAAAUAUUACAGACACAGAAGAGCUCAUUUGUUGUGGUAGUUGUGUACAAAACCGGACAGACAAAGCCAGCAUACGAACAGUAGCUAAAACUUCACAAACGCCUGCAGGGGAACUUUGCGUCCACGGAUGUCCACAGUUGAACAAACAUUCUUUGAUCAUGACCCGUUAUGACGCUCCGAAUAUCUGCAAUGCUAAAUGCACUUGCUCACAGAUUCCAGAGAGCAGUUCAGCCGUCUUGAAAGUUGAGGGAUCUCCUCAACUGCAUUUCUUCUACGCUGUUCUGCUCGAAAGGGGGCUUUUCAAUUCAAAGGCGCUCUCUAUUACGUCACCGACCAGUUAAUUGAAAGUUCCAGAAAAAAGGUUAGCCGUCAGAGGAACUGCUGACGCCGAAAAGCAAGCGGAACUUUGUACGAUGUCUUCAUGGACAAGCUCGGAGUCUUCAGCCUCAUCCGUUUCUUCAAUGAAAGUGACAAGAUCUGAAGUCAAGAUAGGGAAGGUUUUGUACAGUAAGUCCAAUGCUUACUCGGUCCUUGAUUUCAUCGGUGAAGGCUGCUAUGGGAAAGUGGCAGUGUGCAAAAGUCUGGACACGUCAGAGAUGGUGGCUAUUAAGAUCUUGAAGAAUGACCCUUCCAUCAAACAGGACACGGACAAAGAGCUGUCCAUGCUGAAGAUGAUCCGUGAUAUGGAUGCAGAUAGCGCCAACGUGGUCAAGUUCUUUGAACAGUUUGAGCACGAGGGAAACAUCUGUCUGGUCUUUGAGGUAUUGGACUGCGAUCUCAUUUAUCUGCUGGAAGAGCGACAACGUCAGCCGUUGUCUCUGGACGAAAUACGUGUCAUUGCCCAUCAGCUUCUCGUGGCCUUAGUCACUCUGAAGCGUGUCGGUAUCUUGCACACUGACAUCAAACCCGACAACAUUAUGAUUGUUAAUAGGAAAGAACAGCCCUUGAAGGUGAAACUGAUUGACUUCGGCAAUGCGAUUCCAGCAUCCAAAAUUAAACUCGGGUUGGAGAUUCAACCGGUGGGAUAUCGAGCGCCGGAAAUUACCCUCGGCCUCCCUUACAACGAGAACAUUGAUGUCUGGAGCGUCGGCUGCAUCAUGGCCUUCCUGUUCCUGCCCGGAAACCUAUUCGCUGUCAAUUGUGAAUAUCAAAUGAUGAAACAUAUCAUCUGUGUUCUGGGCCAGCCAGAAGACCACCUGCUUCACGCUGGGAAAUACACUGAGAACUAUUUCACUGAAGAUGAGGAGGUCGGGGUUUCUCAAUAUAGGCUCAUGACACCAGAGGAGUUUGAAGCGGCAAACAAUGAGAAACCCAAAAACCAGGAUGCUUGCAGAGAGCUUCCCAAACCCCUGGAAGAUCUGAUUCAGUUGCCCCCCGGGGGAGACUGCGCGGAGGGCGAGCUGGACAACAGGAAGGCUUUCUUGGACCUGCUCAAACAGAUGUUGCAUCUUGACGGACAUCAGAGAAUCUCUGCCUCACAAGCGUUGCGACAUCCUUUCAUUACGAUGGCCCAACAACCCGACAGUGGCAGCCUGAGCCCUGUGACAGACAAAGAAGUGUCACUUGAUCAGCUACGAAUCCCCGCCUCAAAUGGUAAUGCUGACCUCAAGUCCAAUAAGAGUAUGUUGAAGAGGAUUCGCAAAUUUUUACGCCGAGUGACCGCUGCAUUCUAUCGCAUGGCAACACUACUGCACUGAUUCCUGUUUUCCAAUUUAGCAAAGAUUUUCAUUUAAGUGAACUUGGAAUCAUAUUUUUUCGGAUGAAACAAAUUCAGAUGUGUGAGUCACAGAUUUAUCUUUUCGACUUCUUGAUGUUGUCAUGACAACGUCUGGGGUGAUUUUGUGCUAAAUGUGGGAAUUAUCUCAACCCUGAUGGCCCACUCAUUUGCACUGUGAGCAAUGUCUAAAAACACGUUUUGUAUUCGCUAGGGAUGGGAAUCGAUAACCGGUUCUUGUUGAGAAACAGUUCCCAGAGUCUGAAUUCCUUGGCAUGGUUUGCCAUUUUUUUGCACACAAUUCCCUUAUCUAUUCCAGUCGGGAAGAAUGACGUCACCAGGCACUUUGCCUCGGACAACAACAUGCGUGGCAACAAUAUUAGCUAGCUUGGCUAGCAAGAAACAUGGCAUCUAAUGGUCAAAAGUUUGGUUGUGUUUUAAAAUCAUGAAAUAUAGAACAAAAAAAAUAGUCAGCUAUUAUUUUUUGAAUGAUAAACAGUGAAUGGGGUCAAAUUGACGUUAAGGAUAAUAGGAGGAUUAAAACCACACUGUUGGGUUUGUAAGCUCAUGUUGCUUUCAGAAAUGUAUUUUACAGAUACAAUUAGGACACAAAACAAAAGUGUUGCUAAUCUUGUUUAGUGUCCCUUUAUCCCAAAAAUAUCGAUAUGAGAAAUGAUAAAGAUGAGAAUCAUUAAGCGCAAUCGAAAAUUGAACUGGAAUCGUAAAAAUAUGAUCAAUUCCCAUCCUUAGCACUCUCUGUGGCCAUUUCCAUCAAUGAUAUUCCGUGAUUGGAAAAAUA
Molecule: messenger RNA, 2930 nt
Organism: Hippocampus comes (tiger tail seahorse)
Lineage: Eukaryota; Metazoa; Chordata; Actinopteri; Syngnathiformes; Syngnathidae
Product: homeodomain-interacting protein kinase 1-like
Exons: 2
Coding region: 831-2114 (427 amino acids)
Biological process (GO): peptidyl-serine phosphorylation; peptidyl-threonine phosphorylation; smoothened signaling pathway
Cellular component (GO): PML body; cytoplasm; nucleus
Molecular function (GO): protein serine/threonine kinase activity; protein tyrosine kinase activity; transcription coactivator activity
Source: RefSeq, a predicted model, not a curated record